Molecule: messenger RNA, 3695 nt
Organism: Hemicordylus capensis (graceful crag lizard)
Lineage: Eukaryota; Metazoa; Chordata; Lepidosauria; Squamata; Cordylidae
Product: maestro heat-like repeat family member 5
Exons: 1
Coding region: 1-3651 (1216 amino acids)
Cellular component (GO): cytoplasm
Source: RefSeq, a predicted model, not a curated record
AUGAAUCCUUUCAUAAAGGAGCUCCUAAAGAGCAAGGCUGUGGAGAGUAAGGGGCCUGCUCCUCAGACUAGUCGAGGUCGGCGAGAGAGUCGGGAGGCUGUCCGAACCACAGGCUUUCAGCCAUCAAGUUUCCAAGAACCAGCCAACCAGGGAACAUCCCAGAUCUUGCCGAUCUUGCUCAAACCUCUUGUGCCGGCAUCUGCUGAGCUCACGGAGAGGUCCCAGCCAGUAGCCCUCCCCAAACUGGUGCAGCCUCAACCCUCCGAGUCUGGUCUAGGGGCUAAUACGACAGACGGGAGGGACCCAUGUCGAGUCCAAGGCAAGACAUCCAAGGAACAGUUCUUGCCAAAGCUGCCUGCCGCUAAGCCAAAGACAAGCGCCAGGCUAAUGCCAAAAAGGAAACCGUCAGAGGGAGGAGCAUCUUCCUUGCUAGAAUGCUCUGAUGAGAAUUUCAGCUAUCUUUUGAACAGCAAGAAGCUACUGAAAGGGAAACCUGCCAGAGAAGCAGUGGAGACGAUGGAUGAGAGUGAAGUCCUAGACACCAUCCUGGCUCACCUCCAGCAGUCUCUCCAGCGGACUCCUGCUACAGACCCCAGACAAGCUACAAGGAGACUGACAGCAGCAGGCAUCUCUGCUGCAAGCCAGAAAACGGCAGGACCCCAAAAGAGCCCCAAAACACCUAGCCAAGAUAAGACUGCCCUUUAUUACUACUAUGGGGUGAAACUGCGGGAGUCAAGAAACAAAGAUUUGGUUUGUAAACACUUGCAUAUACUCCUGAAAUUAGCAGGACAGGACGAGGAUAGAGAGGCAAUCUCUGAAGCAGUUGGCCUGGUGGCUUCUUGCCAUUUGCCUGAGAUACUGGCCAUACUUGGGGAUUAUGGUCACUCAGUUCGUAAAAGGAAAUCUUUACAAAAACCUGGCUUUGAGAGAUGGAUGCGUGCUACUCUGAUGCUGUGCUACGGUUACGCAGCUGUUGGGGCAAAGGCAGAGGACAUGUUUCCACAAGCAGAACUUUUUGUAGCAGAGAUCCUCUUUCAGAUGCAAGGCAUUGAUAAAGAUGAGGGAAUGAAGCGAUGCUUCUUGCGGUCUGUGGUUAUGAUAACCAAAGCACUUCAGCACUGCGGGAAGGAAGAUUUCUGUGUCCCCCAUAAAACUGAACUGGCCACAGGCAUUAUAGAAGUGCUUGAUGAAGAGCCACUGGGAUCAUGCUCCAUUCAAGUUCUGCACCAGGCCAUCAUCACCAUCUCCUGUCUGACUGCCUGGAAGCCCCCAUUGGACUCAGACAUCAGAUCUAGCCUAGUGUGCAAAAGUGUGGAGAAGGUCUUCUCUCUGCCCUCUCUGGAGGUGACAAAGCUGAGAGCUGGCAGCCCGGCGCACCCCACCCAGACACAGGACUUUUAUCAACAGACCGUCAAUGCCUGCAACAGCAUGCUCACUGGCUUGCUGUCUGAGAGCCCUAAUACUGAAACAUUAAAGGAGAUAUUGUUGCAUACAAAUGGCUGGAUUGAAUCCCCCAAGAAAUACGAGCGGGGAAGGGCAGUUAGUAGCACCAACUACAUACUGAAGUUUGCCUCUGAACGCUCGGAUUUUGCUUUCACCCAGGAGUUCUCCUUGCUUGGACAUCUGGUGGCAAUGCUGUCCCUUCGCAUUGCUGACAGUGUGAAGGACAUUGGUAUGCAGGCUGCAGAGGCUCUAUACUAUCUCCACCGUAUCAUUAUGGGCCAGCAGGAGAGGGAUAUGGAGAAGAAACCAAAGAAUAAGAAAGGGAACAUUGUGAAAUGGUUCCGAGAAGAUUUUUUGGUUUCUGGCCCCUCCGUAUUCUUCAAGAAUCCCACAAAGAUCGCAAAAGCUUUUGGAGAGCACCUAGCUCCCAGCCAGAUCUCAGAGCUUGCACUCAAAGCCAUAGUCCAUCUCAGGCACGAAGAGGUGGCCAUCUCUCGGGGGGCAGGUGUGCUGCUGAGCUCCUUCCUGGAGGAAUGUGGGGUGGACGUGCAGGACCUGCCCACAAUGAUCAAGGACCUUUACCAAAAUCUUCCUGCUAUUACUGACCCUGUCACCAAAGAGGAGACCCUGAAAGCUCUGUGCAACUUAGCUUUGAAACGCCUGAAUGGUGUUUUAGACAGCCUUCUUGAAUGCUCCCUGGAAUGCAAUAAGAGCAUAGCAGAGAUGUGGAAGGCCCUGGCCUGCGAGCCACAUUUGCGCAUGAGGCUAAUAAGACCACUGCUCAAGAGGCUGAAGGAUAAAGAGUCUCUUUCAGACAUCGACCAGAGGCGUCACAGCACAUCUCUUGUGCCUAUCGCAGCUACCAACGCUUUGUGUUUGAUCCUCUCCUCACCUGAGCCUGUGGAUGAGAUCCAGGGCACAUUUGCCCACUUGCUCAUUGCCCUGGUUACGCAGAUCUAUAUGGUCAUCGGAACAGGAAGGAGAGGAUCCAACAGCUCAAGUAAUGCUGAGUUCCCUGACACCCCACUGGGCUCUGCCAUCCAGGCUCUGAAAAACCUGAUUACAUGUGCAAGCUAUGGAAAGGAGUACAACAUUCUGGGGACGCAAGGCUGUUGGGACAUGCUGGCCACCCCAGAGAAUUUCUUUGAAGGCCUUUUUCAGCUUAUGAGGGUUUUGUUUGAAUAUAACAAAAUGCACCUCAACGUGACUUUCAAAUUGGCCUAUACAUACCUGCACCGUCCACACAUUAAGGAGAGGACGAUUGGGAUGGCCUGCUUCACCGAGCUUCUUUUCCACAGAGAGAUUGGCCCAUUGUAUGUCAAGCAAGACAUCCUGGAUGUCCUCCGAGAAUGGAUGGGGCAGCCCUGCCCGCUCAUGCAGAUCCUCAGUAUCCGAGGGCUGGGGUACUUUCUGCAGCAUUCCUUCAAGGAGAAGGCUCUGGAGCCCUUCCUCUCUCCCCUGCUGACCUGUGCCUUAGAUUCUGACAGGAACGUUGCCAAAGAGUCCAUUAAGACCCUCCACAAUAUGUUCCGGCACUUGGACACAAAGGAUUAUGCACCCAUGGGGUUGACCCUCAUCCCUCAUCUCCUGAGGUACUUUAAUGACCAUGACAGUGAAAUGCGGGCUUCUUCCAUUGGUCUGUUUGGGAUGAUGUUGAAGGGAAUGAAAGAUGGCCCCAAACAGAGCCUGAAGGAAGACGUUUCCAAAGCCUUUGUUCCCCUCUUAGUUCAACUGACGGACCCUUGGACCAGGGUAGUCUCUAAGGAUGCAUUUGCCACCUGUAUCCACUAUAUGAACUGGGGAGACAUGCCCAAAGAUCUUGGAGAGCUUGAUCCCAAUUUUGCCCCCUUCUAUGUUUAUAGAACCAUCUGCAAGUACAUUAUGCAGAAGAACAGAGAGAAGUUACCAGAAAUGGCAGCCCAGAUGGUAGACUCUCUGAAGAGCAGGUUCACUUCCCACCGAGAGGCAGCGGCCAUACUGAUCGGGUGCAACGCACAUUACAUGAAGCAAGAUUUGUCCACCAAAGAAAUUGAAAAUAUUUAUAUGACUCUCCGAGAGCUCCAAGCAGACCACGAACCCACUGUGGCCAAGACUGCUGCUGAGGCCAUUGAGGAGUUCCUGAGACACUGUGGGCAUCGGGUCAAUCCUAAAACCAUCCACAGCACAUCUGUCCGGAGAAGCAGCAUGGCGAGUGAGACCAGAAAGUGAAGGAAAACAUAAUGAGCAAGAUCUUUAUUUUUAUUUUUUUUUAA